Orbilia oligospora ATCC 24927 is the source of this 1290-nucleotide messenger RNA. RefSeq lists its product as uncharacterized. The coding region runs from base 1 to 1290 and encodes 429 amino acids. NCBI's taxonomy places the organism in Eukaryota, Fungi, Ascomycota, Orbiliomycetes, Orbiliales, Orbiliaceae. The record is from RefSeq and is a predicted model, not a curated record. The transcript is spliced from 2 exons.
AUGGAGGAGAAUCGAGAAGCUUUAGUCAGAAAUGAUAAUCCCUGUUUGUCCGACAGUAGCUCUGAUAUUCUUUAUCUUGACCUGAGCCACAACCCUUACGAAAUCAACGAUAAAGUCCAAUCCAAGUUUCCUCCGAGCUCUUAUAAUUCCCCUAGCGACACAGACGCGCCUUGGAGUCCUUCGGGUCUAUUUACCGACCAAUCUUUUUCGAAUUUCCCACCUAUCAAUAGUUCUGAACAAGAACCGUUAGCCACAGAUCAGAACAUCCCAGCUAUCGAUGUUCCAGUUAAUGAAUUCGAAAGCGGCCUACUCUCCACUACUGAGCAGCCUCUCCCGUUUGGUUCGACUUCUUAUACAGCAGCGACCGAAAAUACUUAUAGACAGACUCCUCACAACUUAGAACCACCCAUAAAUUCCGCCCAGGGAUUUUUUUUGGGUGGGGCUAGCGCUGGGGAUGAGACAACCAUAACUUCUGUUAAUAAGCCCACUAUUGUUACUACGGACUCGAUUGGAACCCAACAGUCGACUCCGGGCUCACUGGCCACCGAUACUCCAACGCAGCCACUUACUCUUAGAUCCAAGGCCUCUAGGACUCCUAAAGCUCCUAAAGCUCCCAGAAAGAUUUAUAAAUGUACGGAUCACGAAAAUGCUCCAACUGGUCCAUGUGUUCAAACAGAGUUCACAAACCGGAAGGUAUUUGAGGGACAUUUGAAGGAGGUGCACGGGAUUGAAAAAUACUUAGAGUGCCCAAAUUUUGAAAAAUGUCAACACAAGUGCUCCAGAGAAGACAAUCUAUUAUCUCAUAUAAAAAGAUGCGACCUUAAAAUCAAAUCCAGAGCCGCCGAGAAAAGAACUGUGGAUGCCUUGACCCCCCACGAUAUGCUCGAUAAUCCGGAACAGUCAGCGUCGAAGCGUCGAAGAUAUGCUCAGAAUGUCGAACCCUUGCCAGCUACACCGACACCAGUGGACUUACCACUUGAGCCGAUGGCUAAGCCGCCCAUACUUUGUACUAGCUCACAAGGGACCAUCAAUAUCACGGAAUCGGACAUCGACAGUUCACCUUCCCUUGGGAUCGAAAACCCUAGUCUAUCAGAGCAAUCAUCCGUUGCCAAAAUAGCGAGACUAGAGAAGGAGCUCGAUGAUGCUAGGCUUGAAAUAAGCCUGCUCCAAAAGAACCUGGAGGAUGCUCAAUUUGAUUCAGACACAUGGAGGGAUAAGGCGAGGGCACAAAACCGUAGCUUCAGUUUUACUAAACAACUGCUGACAGCUCCGCAUACACCCGAUGAUUGA